Gracilinanus agilis (Agile Gracile Mouse Opossum) is the source of this 968-nucleotide messenger RNA. RefSeq names its product type-1 angiotensin II receptor. The record is from RefSeq and is a predicted model, not a curated record. Gene Ontology annotation, biological process: regulation of vasoconstriction; immune response; G protein-coupled receptor signaling pathway. The transcript has a single exon. NCBI's taxonomy places the organism in Eukaryota, Metazoa, Chordata, Mammalia, Didelphimorphia, Didelphidae. The annotation marks the transcript as partial. Gene Ontology annotation, cellular component: membrane. Gene Ontology annotation, molecular function: angiotensin type II receptor activity.
AUGAAUCUAAAUUCUUCCACCGAAGAGACUAUUAAAAGGAUCCAAGAUGACUGCCCCAAAUCGGGAAGACACAGCUACAUAUUCAUUAUGGUUCCCACUUUAUACAGCAUCAUCUUUGUUGUGGGAAUCUUCGGCAAUAGCUUGGUGGUUAUCGUCAUUUACUUCUACAUGAAACUGAAGACGGUGGCCAGCAUUUUCCUCUUGAAUCUGGCCCUGGCUGACUUGUGUUUCUUAAUGACUUUGCCCCUCUGGGCUGCGUACACCGCCAUGGAGUACCGCUGGCCCUUCGGAAACUGUCUCUGUAAGAUCGCCUCCGCCGGGAUCAGUUUUAACCUCUACGCCAGCGUAUUUCUUCUCACGUCCCUCAGCAUCGACCGCUACCUGGCUAUCGUCCAUCCCAUGAAGUCCCGACUCCGGCGCACCAUGCUGAUGGCCAAAGUGACCUGCAUUGUGAUUUGGUUGCUCGCCGGCUUGGCCAGCCUUCCGGUUGUCAUUCACCGCAAUGUCUUUUUCAUCGAGAAUACGAAUAUCACAGUCUGCGCUUUUUACUACAAAUCCCACAACUCCACCCUUCUGGUGGGGCUGGGACUAAGCAAAAAUAUCUUGGGUUUCUUGAUUCCUUUUCUGGUGAUUCUGACAAGCUAUACUCUGAUUUGGAAGACCCUGAAAAAGGCUUAUGAGAUUCAGAGAAACAGACCAAGAAAUGAUGACAUUUUCAAGAUCAUUAUGGCAAUCGUCCUCUUCUUUUUCUUUUCCUGGAUCCCACACCAGAUAUUCACCUUUCUGGAUGUACUGAUUCAGCUGGGCAUCAUAAAGGACUGUAAAAUCAUAGAUAUCGUGGAUACUGCGAUGCCCAUAACCAUCUGCAUAGCAUAUUUUAACAACUGCCUGAAUCCCCUCUUUUAUGGCUUUUUGGGAAAGAAGUUUAAGAAAUAUUUUCUUCAGCUCCUGAAAUACAUACCACCCAG